Carlito syrichta (Philippine tarsier) is the source of this 5769-nucleotide messenger RNA. RefSeq names its product KIAA1549 like. The transcript is spliced from 23 exons. NCBI's taxonomy places the organism in Eukaryota, Metazoa, Chordata, Mammalia, Primates, Tarsiidae. Bases 1 to 4125 code for a protein of 1374 amino acids. The record is from RefSeq and is a predicted model, not a curated record.
AUGGCGCUCACACGCCGGCCUCCAAAGGAGGGACCCGACACUCUGCAGACGAGCAUCCCCCCAGCCCCGGAGUCAUUCCCUGCCGGGAAAUUGCUGCCAAUUUCACCAACAUGGCCUUUCUCAGAAGUCAAAUUUUCCUCCGCGGCGGAUGGCAUCAAGGCUGUGCUGGGACAGGACCCUGACGGCACCACUUCUGCUGCCAAGGCCAUCAGGUCUCAGGAUCUCAAAGACGCGACUGGACAUCCAGAGACCUCAGAAAGCCUGGGCAUGCAGGGCCCAGGCCUCGACGCCAACACCGGCCAGCCCACACAACAGUCAGGCAUGACCGUGGUGGGAAACCAUAUAGGCCUCUGGGUCACGGGCAGUGACCACCGUUCCAGAGACUUCGUGGCAACAGAGGCAGAGCGCUCCCCAUCCACGAGGCCACGGGCUUCUCGGUGCCCCAAGAAAUGGACAGUGGACGUCUCAGUGUCCUCCACGGUGGAGCCAACCACCACCGCGGCCACCAUGCUUCUCCUGCAGAAAUCGAGUCCCGCUGCCCUGUCUGCGGCCCUGGUUGCUAAGGGUACCCGCGGCAACCCCGUGGCCACGGCCUCAGGAUCAGCCAAAAGCACCUCAGCUGCCACUCUCGCCAAAAAUGUCACCAACAGGGUGGCAUCUGGCCUGCAGGCAACCCCGGGGGCGGUCCACACAGCCUUCCCGCUCACGCCGGCCUACAUGUUUGCGAGGACAGCGCAUGCCCUGAGCACACACACAGCCAUGCAGGCUGACGCGGGCACCGCCCCUGGCCCGCUGUCUGCCACGGCCACCCCCAGGAAGCCACCAGCCAUGCACACCAGCCUCACCAGCCCCACCAGCCCGGAGGCACCCAGAACCUCCACGCUGCGCCCGCUGUCAGGCACGGCAGCGUUGACGUCCAUCACGGCCUCUGCGAGGUCCACCCGCUGGCCCCCGGUGCGGGCGGAAAACACAGAUACCGCUCUUUCAGCUGCAGUGGUCACGACUGGCAAGGUGGCGUCCGCCCUGGAGUGUCAGAUGUCCAGUAAGCUCCUGGUGAAGACGGUUCUCUUUCUGACCCAGAGGAGAGUGCAGACCAGCGAGUCCCUGAAACUCAGCGUGGCCAGAGGGCUCACCCAGGCGCUGCGGAAGGCCUUCCACCAGCAUGACGUCUCUGCCCACGUGGACGUUCUGGAACACGCUCAGAACAUCACGGUUGGUUAUUAUGUGACCCGAGGGCGACUGGUAUAUUUGCCCACUGUGGUGGUUGAAGUGCUGGGUGUUUACGGCGUCAGCAACGUCACUGCAGACCUCAAGCAGCAUGCCCCGAGCUUACAGUCUGUGGCCGUCCUGGCUGCCCCGUGGACUCCCCAACCUGCAAGCAACUUCCAGCUGAAAACAGUGCUGCAGUUUGUGAGUCAGUCGGACAACAUCCGGUCCUGCAGGUUCGCACAGGCCAUGGAACAGAGGUUGCAGAAGGCCUUCCAGGAUGCUGAGGGCAAAGUCCUGAAUACCAAAAGCAAUUUGACCGUCCAGGUGGUGAGCACGUCCAAUGUGUCGCAGGCGGUCACCCUAGUGUACGUCGUGGGCAACCAGAGCGCCCUCCUCAAUGGCACGGUGGCCAGCAGCCUCCUGGGCCAGCUCUCGGCCCAGCUGGUGGGCUUCCACCUGAGCUUCCCACCGCUCACCAUCGCCGAACCCCUGGAAUACCCCAACCUCGACAUCUCAGAGACCACCAGAGACUACUGGGUCAUUACAGUGCUGCAGGGUGUGGACAGCUCGCUGGUGGGCACGCGCAACCAGAGCUUUGCGCGGGUCAUGGAGCAGCGCCUGGCCCGGCUCUUUGUGAUGUCCCAGCAGCAGGGCCGGCGGUUCCGACGCGCCACCACCCUUGGGAGCUAUACCGUGCAGAUGGUGAAGAUGCAGCGUGUGCCCGGCCCCAAGGACCCAGUGGAGCUGACCUACUACACCCUGUACAACGGGAAGCCUCUGCUGGGCACCGCCGCGGCCAAGAUCCUGAGCACCAUCGACUCCCAGAGGAUGGCCCUGACCCUACACCAUGUCGUCCUGCUGCAAGCUGACCCCGUGGUGAAGAACCCACCCAACAACCUGUGGAUCAUUGCAGCGGUGCUGGCGCCCAUCGCCGUGGUCACGGUCAUUAUCAUCAUCAUCACGGCUGUGCUGUGCAGGAAGAACAAGAACGACUUCAAACCGGACACCAUGAUCAACCUGCCCCAGAGAGCCAAGCCCGUGCAAGGCUUCGACUACGCCAAGCAGCACCUGGGACAGCAGGGUGCGGACGAGGAGGUCAUCCCCAUGACCCAGGAGACGGUGGUGCUCCCACUGCCCAUGAGGGACGCCCCCCCAGACAGGGACAUGGCGCACGACGGGAGCACCAUCAAGACAGCCAGGUCCACUGAUACCAGGAAGAGCAGGUCGUCCAGUGAGAACGGCUCUGUCCUCAGCAACGAAUCAGGGAAGCCCAGCCCUGGGCGACGCUCCCCCCAGAAUGUCAUGGCACAGCCGAAGGGGACCAAGGAGGAGGCCAGGAAGAGAAAUGUGCCCACCAGCGAUGAGGAAGAGGGAGUGGUUCUCUUCGACAGCUCAGGCAAGGUGGCCGCAGAGCCCGUGGACACGUCUUCCGGGUCGGUGCACCUCAUCGCCAUCAAGCCCACAGCCCUGCCCAUGGUGCCCCCCACCUCGGACAGGAACCAGGAGUCCUCGGCGGUCCUUAACGGAGAGGUGAGCAAGGCGCUGAAGCAGAAGUCGGACAUCGAGCACUACCGGAACAAGCUGCGUCUCAAGGCCAAGCGGAAGGGCUACUACGACGUCGCCCCGGGGGAGCCCGGCAAGGGCCUGGUCGAGAGGAGGAAGGCGGACGACAGGGUCCCCCGGGAGCUCGAGCACGUGCCAGGUCCAGACCCCGAGCUGUGCGCGCCUUUCGCUGAGCCCAGGAGCAGGCAACAGAUGAAGAACUCCGUCUACCGGAGCCGACAGUCCCUGAACAGCCCGAGUCCAGGGGAGACCGAGAUGGACCUGCUGGUGACUCGCGAGAGGCCACGGCGUGGCAUCCGGAACAGUGGCUACGAUACCGAGCCCGAGAUCAUUGAGGAAACCAACGUGGACCGAGUCCACGAGGCCCGGGGCUACGGCCGGUCCCGGCAGGCGAAGGGCCACUCAGAGACGUCCACGCUGAGCUCCCAGCCGUCCAUCGACGAGGUCCGACAGCAGAUGCACCUGCUGCUGGAAGAGGCCUUCAGCCUGGCGUCCGCAGGCCAUGCAGGCCACGCGGGCCAGAGCCGCCACCAGGAGACCCACGGCUCGGCCCAGCACCCGCCCUACUCGGAGGUGGUGACCAGCGCCCCGGGGACCAUGACACGGCCUCGGGCAGGGGUGCAGUGGGUGCCGACCUACCGCCCGGACGUAUACCAGUACAGCCUGCCCCGGCCGGCCUACCGGUUCUCACAGCUGCCUGAGAUGGUCAUGGGCUCGCCCCCGCCGCCCGUGCCUCCCCGGACCGGCCCUGUAGCUGUGGCGUCUCUCAGGCGGUCCACCUCAGACAUCGGCAGCAAGAGCAGAGGGGCGGAGUCCGCGGGGCCCGAGCCCGCCCAGCUGCACGACGGCGCCCCCUUCGCACAGGUGUCCCGAGGCCCCGUGUCCAUGGCGCAGCUGGACCAGUCGGCCUUGAAUUACUCAGGUAACACGGUGCCGGCUGUGUUCGCCAUCCCAGCGGCCAGCAGACCUGGCUUCACCGGCUACUUCAUCCCGACGCCACCUUCCUACCGGAGCCAGGCCUGGGUGUCCUAUGCGGGGGAGAGCGAGCUCCCCAGCCAGUGGGCCGACUCGGUUCCCCUCCCGGGGUACAUCGAGGCCUACCCCCGCUCACGGUACCCACCCAGCUCGCCGUCCAGGCUUCCCCGCCAGUACAGCCAGCCGACCGGCCUCCACCCCAGCCUUGAGCAGGCCCCGGCGCCCUCCGUGGCGGGCUCGCAGCAGAGCCUGGCGGAGCCCGACCCUCCCGACGCGCCCCUGACCAACAUCUCCACCGCGGCGCUCGUGAAGGCCAUCCGGGAGGAGGUGGCCAAGCUGGCCAAGAAGCAGACGGACAUGUUCGAGUUCCAGGUCUAGCCCGCGGGGCCCCGGGCUUCCAGGCUCCAGGCACGUGGCCCGCGGGCUUCUCUGUCGGGGUGGUGGCACCCGCGUCCUGGACGGUGAACGCCUUCCCACCCUCGGCUUUGGACACAGUGACCCGUGGGGCUUCUGGGAAACAGGAAGCACCCGAGCACUGGAUUCUUGAACUAACCCCCGGGUUGUGCGUUGGAAGUCCCCACGUGGGCCUUGGGUCUGCUGUCCUGCUGGGUUGACUGAACGGUGGGUGUGUCCCUGUGGAGCCUUGGUUGCGAAGGGCACCACCAGCUCCAGACCCUGUCCCACACCACGUUUUCGUAAACACCGGGGGGCAGAGGAUGUGGCUCCCACCUCCGGUGACCUCUGCAUGUUAGUUCUGUUUCCGUGUCAGGGGCCGUGCAGGCGUGUGGGUGCAGCGCCCAACUGUCCCGCGUGUCCUCCGGCCAUGGCUGUCGCCACUAAACCCUCUCUUGUCUGAGGGAGACGCUGACUGCAGCCGAGGACCUUGAGCCCCUUCCUGCUAAAGGCUCACGUCCAGAGUCAAUUGAGUCGGAUGGCAGUCGGGCCGAGGCUGUGCCUGUAAAUAGUCCUGCCUCCCACUGGUGUCCCCACUAGUUAAACAGAGGCCGAGAGAGGGGAAGGAAGGGCCGGGGGAUUUCUACCAACAGCGUUUUUAAAAGGUGUCGCCGCUUUGGAAACCGAGUCCCCUGUGAGUGAUGCUCUCGCUGAGGGGAGUUUGUGCUGAGAGUUUUUGGGACCCUGCAGAAGAAACACAGUCAUUUGUGGAGGCUUUUGUCUGCCCUGCUUGGAGGGUGGCUUGAGGACAGAGCUCUCUCUUUGGGGUCGUCGAUGCAUGGACUUUUAAAGGAAAACUUCGGUCUCUCCAGCCGUGAGGUCCAGCGCCCACGCUGCAAAGGAAGCAGUGACCCAUCCCUGCUGGAAAUGGGCGGCAAACCCAUGAUCUCCCCAGGCUGCAGCCUCUGUGUACAGAAGCUUCUGGAUGCAGAAAAUCUGAACCACAUUUGUGUAAAUAACCCAUAAGUAGUGUGUGGAGAUGGCCAGGUCCCCGCAGUGAACGGAUGCUGAAAUGGCAAGUGGCCACGGUGGCCAAGAGGUCGCAAGCCGCCCCUCUGGCAUGGCGAGUCGGCCCCAAGAGCGCCAGCCAGCGGACCCUGCAGUCCGAGCACCGCUGCCAACCACCGUCCAUGUCGGCGGAACGGCCACUGAGUGUGUUGUGGGAGCGGGUCGCCGGGUUCCUCCCCUGCUGUGGGGGGCUGCUCCGGUGUCCUGGGGGUCAGAGCCCAUCUGCCACGGGUCACCAGCUUCACACGUCCAUCCUUCUGAGCACAUCUUAUGUUGUCUCCACAAGUUUCUUUGGUCUUUGCUGGAAGAAAAAGGCAGACACGUGAUUGUGGAGAGAAGAUGAGAAAUGGACUGAUCAGAUUCAACCCGUCCAAGCACAGACUUUUCAAAGAAGCCGUUGUUCCUUCUCGGUGGCAAAUUGGCCCUUCUGGAAUGUUCCGAGAGGAACCUGCAAGCAAGCUCCUUAGGUGGUGUCCUCUUGGUGUGCUGGUUGCUCUUCCAUAGCAUUCGCUUUUUGUUACUUAAAAAGAAAACAGCUAUAAAUAAAAUGUAUUUUUGUAA